UGCUGAUUGGACAGAAUAAGGGAUUUUCCAGUUUCGUUAACUUGUCGCCCACUGCUGAGCAUGCCUUUCUGUUUACAUCACUCUCUCUUGACUCACGGUCAGCACACAGACUCGGGUCGGUGUUGUGAAAUCCACUCAGUUGCAGAGAGUCGAGUUUCCUGGAUACAGGGAGAGCUUGGGGCGAGCUCGGAGUCUUCCUGCGAGAGGACCUUCGGUGCAGCCCUGAGAUGCCAGCCUAGAUUAUGACCACGAGUAAGAAUCCACGGUUCAAUCAUUUUUCAGCUGGUGCCACGAACAUUCCACCAGAAAACACAGACAGACCAGAAUGGAAACUACAUUUGGGCCAGCAUUCACAGCAGUGACAACAAUUACAAAAGCUGAAAGUGCGAGUACGUUUAAACAGCAUCGCAGAACGCCAUCGACUUCCAGCACUUUAGCAUUUUCACCCAGGGAUGAAGAUGAUGUUAUGCCUCCGAUUAGCACCUCCCGGCGCUCAGAUUCAGCCAUAUCCGUGCGCUCGCUUCAUUCAGAGUCCAGCAUGCCAUUGCGCUCCAACUUUUCACUUCAUGAGGAAGAAGACGAGCCGGACCCGCUAGUCUUUGCAGAGCAGCCCUCCGUGAAGCUGUGCUGUCAGCUGUGCUGUAGUGUCUUCAAAGAUCCCGUCAUUACCACCUGUGGGCACACGUUUUGCAGGAGAUGUGCCCUGACCUCCGAAAAGUGUCCAGUUGAUAAUGCCAAAUUGACAGUGGUGGUGAAUAACAUUGCUGUUGCUGAACAAAUAGGAGAACUUUUUAUUCACUGUAAAUACGGCUGCCGCCCUUGCGCCAAUGGGAAGCCUACAACAUAUGAGGUGGACCCCCAUGGCUGCCCCUUUACUACCAAACUAAGUGCCAGAAAGGACCAUGAAGGCAGCUGUGACUAUCGGCCGGUGCGGUGUCCUAAUAACCCUAACUGCCCUCCGCUGCUAAAGAUGAACCUGGAGGCCCAUCUAAAAGAGUGCGAACACAUAAAGUGCCCACAUUCAAAGUAUGGGUGCACGUUUAUUGGGAACCAGGACACGUAUGAGACGCACCUAGAGACGUGCAAGUUUGAGGGUCUGAAAGAGUUUCUGCAGCAGACAGAUGAUCGCUUCCAUGAGAUGCAGGUGGCUAUGACCCAGAAAGACCAGGAGAUUGCCUUUCUGCGCUCCAUGUUGGGGAAACUUUCAGAGAAGAUUGACCAGCUGGAGAAAAAUCUGGAGCUGAAGUUUGACGUCUUGGAUGAAAACCAAAGCAAGCUGAGCGAAGACUUGAUGGAGUUCCGCAGGGAUGCAUCAAUGCUGAAUGAUGAACUCUCACACAUCAAUGCUCGACUAAACAUGGGAAUACUGGGCUCCUAUGACCCUCAGCAGAUAUUCAAAUGUAAGGGAACCUUUGUGGGACAUCAAGGCCCCGUGUGGUGUUUGUGUGUCUAUUCCAUAGGAGAUCUGCUGUUUAGCGGCUCUUCUGACAAAACCAUAAAGGUGUGGGACACCUGUACAACUUACAAGUGCCAAAAGACAUUGGAAGGACAUGAUGGCAUUGUGCUGGCUCUGUGUAUUCAAGGAAGUAAGCUUUACAGUGGCUCAGCUGACUGCACUAUAAUUGUGUGGGACAUUCAGGCUCUCCUCAAGGUGAACACUAUUCGAGCACACGACAACCCCGUCUGCACUUUAGUAUCUUCUCAUAACAUGCUCUUUAGCGGCUCCUUGAAAGCCAUCAAGGUUUGGGACAUUGUGGGUACGGAUCUAAAGCUGAAGAAAGAGCUGACAGGCCUGAACCAUUGGGUGCGAGCACUAGUGGCCUCUCAGAACUACUUGUACAGUGGCUCCUACCAGACCAUCAAGAUAUGGGACAUUAGAACCUUAGAGUGUGUCCAUGUCCUGCAGACUUCAGGAGGAAGUGUGUACUCCAUAGCUGUCACAAACCAUCACAUAGUGUGUGGAACCUAUGAGAACCUCAUCCACGUUUGGGACAUCGAAUCUAAAGAACAGGUCCGCACAUUAACUGGACAUGUGGGCACAGUAUACGCUUUGGCUGUCAUUUCCACACCAGAUCAAACCAAGGUUUUCAGUGCCUCAUAUGACCGGUCCUUACGGGUCUGGAGUAUGGAUAACAUGAUUUGCACUCAGACGUUGCUGAGACAUCAGGGCAGUGUGACCGCUCUUGCCGUGUCCAGGGGGCGGCUCUUUUCCGGCGCAGUGGACAGUACUGUAAAGGUCUGGACCUGCUAAGUAAAACCAAACACUGCCAGAAUCAGCCUCGACUUCCGCCACCUCCUCUGUGCCCGGCCCUCCAUUCCUGCUCAUGUCACAGAACAGACACCGGAGGAGCCAAGUGUACUGCAGACUGCUGGACCUUCCACUCUGCCUGUUCACUCCAAGCCUAUACUGGAACUAGGACCUUCUGUUCACAGACUACGUGCGGCCUGUCCAGUGUGAAUGGCGUGUCUACACCGGCACUGAUAUUUUCAUAUGAGGAGAAGCCUGGCUGCUGCUACUUUCAUCAUCCCCCCAACCCCCAGCUCCCCUCCCUCUAGCUGCACACAUCUGCCUCAUCCCACGGCCUAUGUGACAGUAUAAUGUGACACGGCAUAGCACUCUGCAGCAUGCGCAACCACUAGGAGCACGUUAGAAAAACAUUAGCCUUUUUAUAA
Molecule: messenger RNA, 2673 nt
Organism: Rana temporaria (common frog)
Lineage: Eukaryota; Metazoa; Chordata; Amphibia; Anura; Ranidae
Gene: TRAF7
Product: TNF receptor associated factor 7
Exons: 21
Coding region: 326-2251 (641 amino acids)
Biological process (GO): ribosomal large subunit assembly; Notch signaling pathway
Cellular component (GO): nucleolus
Molecular function (GO): zinc ion binding; protein binding
Source: RefSeq, a predicted model, not a curated record